AACCAUUUAAACCUGACCAUAAUGGGAAAGCAGGCGUCAAGCAUGCAUAGCAGGUACUAGUAUAUCUCUCACUUGCCAUCGAUCAUUGUUUACAUGUGCCAAUGUUGCUUCUCCUCCAUUCUCGACACACUCUUCCAUUGUUCGUCCAGACAUUUACCCUCACCAACAUCCUCGUGCUGGCAGCACUACUCAUCCAGAACAGCAUUGGGACUACAUAGCAGAGUUGGUAUACCGACAUGGCUCUCUUCGCAACCUUCGCGAUGUUGCUGGGCAUCGCGGCCGCCUCCGUCGGCAUCACCAAAACCCCUUGUUCGACCGCAGCCCCUAUUACCGCAGCCAUUGCCAUGGCUCCACCUGUUGACAUGCCUACCUUGCCAACCACUAUCAACAGCGUCGUCUACGUCGCCAACACCAGCGUCAUUUACAACCGAGCCUGGGCUGCCAUGCAGACCCCGCAAGCUGAUCCGGCUUGCUGCUCGAAGAAAGCUCCCGAGUACAACAAGACAUUGUGUCGGUACGAACAGUGCAUGCGUGACUUCUACAAAGGCAAGACAGUCACGACUGUGUAUCCAGUCGCCACCAAUCAACCCGACCGUUACUGGUACACGGACGCUAUCAAGCUAACUGCAGGCAUGCCGCACUGGGGCACCAUGAAGAAGAACAAGGCCUACUAUCCGGCGACCAUGACAGCCUACAGCACUAUUUCCGGCUCCGCCACCGUUACCCACCAGCUUCCAGCUUUGGAAACUUCGCUCAAAGGACCGGUGAGAGCGCGUAUUGAUAAUCUGUACAACAAGCCUCCACCAUGCUGGGACGAGUCGACGUGCUGCUACUAUUGCUGGAGGCGUAGCCAGAAGGGCGGCUUCUUCCGCUUCAACAACCUGCUGGACCCCCACACCGCUGGUUUCUGGCUGUGGGUACCCGGAGUUGUCAUGACAGGCUUGAGUCUGCUCUGCUGCAUGCCACUCUUCGCUCACCGUCGCCGCAAGCGUGCCGCUGAUCAAGGUGCUGGAACUACCCCAGACCAGCAGACCCAGCAAAUCAUCUACACCACCUCCGACCGACGGACUGUGGUCUCUCCCGCUGCUGACGGAGGCAAUACCCAAGUCAUCACCACUACUACCCGCGAAGCCGUGGAUCCUGCUCUCAUCGCCGGCGGAGCCGGUGCUGCUGGUGCGGCUGCUGCAGCCAAUGAGAAGUCUCGUCGCUCCCACGGAGACAACGCCGGACAGACUACGACCACUAACACAACCACGAGCAAUAGCACUGAUCCAUCUGCUCAGGGACGUGACACAGCCACUUCUACUGGCGUCGACACCGGCUCUGUCCGCGGUCGCGGCACCGUCAGGCGUCAAGCGGAAGAGGGCCGUGCGCGUGUGCAGUUCGCUGAUGAAAAGGCAGGCCAGCUUGGCGAGAACGUGGUCAGGAGUGGGAAGGAGCCAGGGCAGGAGGUGGUCACUGUUGUGGAGAGUAAGGAGCAGUGAAGUCUUGAUAGGGUGCGGGCUGCGCUAACACGUACUGGCUCGGGAGUACGUGAGGAUGCUCUGAUUGUGUUCGGCUUCUUUUUUUUCGGUGACACGGCGCAGGGAUAGCGCGAACUAAUGUACUUAGCUUCCUCUUGUAUGCAGACGUAGUUGUGGUAACGGCGCGCUGGCUGGC
This is a messenger RNA of Baudoinia panamericana UAMH 10762, 1659 nucleotides long. RefSeq lists its product as uncharacterized. The record is from RefSeq and is a predicted model, not a curated record. Bases 237 to 1484 code for a protein of 415 amino acids. Lineage: Eukaryota; Fungi; Ascomycota; Dothideomycetes; Mycosphaerellales; Teratosphaeriaceae. The transcript is spliced from 2 exons.